Messenger RNA from Carassius gibelio (silver crucian carp), 987 nucleotides. Its product is annotated as carbonic anhydrase 4. Gene Ontology annotation, molecular function: carbonate dehydratase activity; zinc ion binding. Gene Ontology annotation, cellular component: plasma membrane. The record is from RefSeq and is a predicted model, not a curated record. The transcript is spliced from 8 exons. NCBI's taxonomy places the organism in Eukaryota, Metazoa, Chordata, Actinopteri, Cypriniformes, Cyprinidae. The coding region runs from base 1 to 960 and encodes 319 amino acids.
AUGGUUGUCUUGCUGGUCAUUUUUGCUGCUCUUCUGUGUCCCACCGUCCACAGUGCGGAUGCUUCAGUGGAAUGGUGCUAUCACAAGGCAGAAUGCAAUUUUACCACCUGGCCCAAGAUUGCCCCUAAAUAUUGCAAUGGAUCCAUGCAAUCUCCCAUUAAUAUCGUGACUGCAAGUGUUCAGGGCAAUCCUAACCUGACUUCCUUUAACUUUAAUGGUUUUGAUGACAGCUCCACCUUCAUGUCAAUAUUAAACUCCGGCGAAUCCGUGGUGGUUAACCUGGAUGAUGAGAAAAUGUCAGUGCAAGGAGGGGGUCUUCCAGGUGUUUACAACACUAAACAAUUCCAUCUCCACUGGGGUAACGGCAGCUCCUCACCUGGCUCCGAACACACCGUGGAUGGCAAACAAUACCCAAUGGAGCUGCACAUUGUAAAUGUUCAUUCAAAAUACAACGGGAGUGUGUCAGCUGCUCUAGCUGCCAAAGACAGCUCAGCAUUGGCUGUUCUUGGAUUUUUCAUAGAGGGAACCAGUGAAGUGAACAAAACAAAAAGCUGGGAUGUCCUUACAUCAUUUUUGACAAGCAUCCCCAAUUCAGGUGAUACAACCACAGAUAUCAUGAAUCAAACCACACUGAACAGUCUGAUUGAAGGUGUGGACAGGACUAAAUAUUACCGUUAUCAAGGCUCCCUAACUACACCCAGCUGUAAUGAAGCUGUGGUUUGGACCGUGUUUAAAGAGCCCAUCAAAGUCAGUCACAACUUUAUCAACCGCUUCAGCACUACUGUCUUUUUCAAAGAUCCAGAUGCUUCAGUUCUGAUCACCAACAGCUUCAGAGGAGUUCAGCCCUUGAAUGGUAGAGUUGUGACAACACAGGUGGAACAAACAGCAGCUUCAUCAGCGGCCACAUCCACUUUAUCUGUUAUCACAGUACUCCUCUUGUCCAGUUUGUGUUGGCUAUAGAAAUACGCUUUGUGCACAUUUAUGAAA